AUGAUGAAUUAUUAAAUCAUGUUAUUUGUAUCGAUGAUACAAAGUUGCGCAUAUUCAUUCAUGCAUCGUUAGAUACAAAGUUGUUUGAAAUUCUUCUUAUGAUAUGAAUUGAUAAGUAACCAAAUCAUAUUGAAUUGUGAAUGGUAAGAUUCUAAUAACUAUGAUCGAGACGAUAAACAAACAACGCCCUCAAAGCAGUGCUACUUCUACUUCAUUGGUUAUCUUUACAUCUGCACUUACUAUCAGCUUUCUUAACAGUUAAUCGUUUUUUCUUCCUGUGUCCAUUCACCUAGAUUUCAAAUUCUGUAAUCACUAUUCUAUUAGUCUGAGAUUUUCUAUUCUCAUCUUGUGUAUAUGUUGAAGCAUUAUGCUGAUUAGAUGUCCAUAUAGCUGUGGAAAAGGGAUUAUUGAACGGAGAUUUACACUUAUUUUAGUCUAAUAAACCAUAGAAUGCCACAACCAUGGCUGUUAUAUUAACUAAGACAGGAACUUGAAAUGAUUCAGACUGCAUGACUACACAGACCUGAAGUAGGAUAACAGCACACACAUUUAUUCAUACGAAGAUUACAUUAUUUGGAUAUUUGUAUUGCCAAACACAUGGCAAUUACAUUUUCAUACAUAUUCCUUAAUGGCCACAGGUGCAGUCCGUGCAAGUGCAGUUAGUGCCACACUUGCACUUCCCAUCAUGCUCAGCUGCUGGAACAUCCAUGACAACAGUCUCGAUGUAACUCUUCUCAGUCUCUACAAUAACACCAUAGCUGUUUCCCUUGGUGCAGCUAGUCUUGUCAGCGCAGUCGCAGUUGCCGCAUGUGUUCGACAUGUUUGGUUUUGAGGAAGAAAGCAAAACACAAGGAAU
Molecule: messenger RNA, 856 nt
Organism: Glycine soja
Lineage: Eukaryota; Viridiplantae; Streptophyta; Magnoliopsida; Fabales; Fabaceae
Exons: 3
Coding region: 629-832 (67 amino acids)
Source: RefSeq, a predicted model, not a curated record